AUGUGCUACCACAAGGAGGAGUCCAGAUACAAUAUCAUGCGUGUGCUCCAAUGGUCAUUCGAUGCACUUGGAUGCGGGAAACACCCAUCAGCCGACCCCUGGAAUGUGCCCUUCUCAAGCUCAUACUGCCCGGCCCGGUUCAAGAAAGCCGGUUGCUGGCUCGCAUCACCUGGCCUGAGGGGAAUCUGGGACGGAAUCCAGGCGGAUUUGGAGUUCGUCAAAAAGGUUCUGUUCUUGCAGAGUGCCUCGGGCAUGCACCAUUAUAAAGGCUUCACUUCCCAUGCAUGA
This is a messenger RNA of Symbiodinium natans, 288 nucleotides long. The record is from the annotation of a GenBank genome assembly. NCBI's taxonomy places the organism in Eukaryota, Dinophyceae, Suessiales, Symbiodiniaceae.